AUGGAUUCAAGAGCCAUGUCCGAUAUGGCGGCACACGAAGAGCACGAAGAUGGGCAAGUUCAAACAACAGAGGCACUCAUUGAACAACUCAGCAUCAGUGACGCCUCCAGCAUCAGCAACGACUCGACCAAAAUCGACUCAGCUUACAGCCCAACUACAUCCAUCAUCAGUAUGGCGUCUUCUACCAGUCAGCGCACUAAAACAUUCACCUCAUCCCCGGAUCCUGUCAUCCCCUCCAAUUCUACAGCGAACAUUUCCAUACGUGAAUACAUCUAUUUCAUCCCACACCCGCCUCCCCCCGGCACACCCAUCCCCUACACCACCGGACUCCCCCAUCGCAACCCCCUCAACCUACCCGAAAUCUGUUUCGAGCCAACCAGCACCCUCGUCCUAACAUCCCCCAACAACACCUUCGUCGACAUCCGACUCUACAAACCCAUGCACCCCUCCUCCAACGCUCCUUUGCCCAAUCGCUCCGAGCCCGGCAGACUAGAAUGGGCAUUCGCCGGGACCUCGACGUCGUCAAGCAUUGAUCUCGGCAAGCCUGAAUGGGCCGGCAAGACAAGCCACAGCACCUGGACGCACUGGCUCGACUCGCGCCACCCUGUCGGCUCACCCAACAUCCCCACGGACGAGGGAGACAUGUACACCAUCUCCCCCAGCCUGGCGCUUGAAGUCGGACACGCAUUCCAUCCUGCGCUUGGCAGGGUAAGCGGCCACGAGGAACUAUGGCGCGAUGUCCCUGUCCUGCCGACUGGGGACUUGACACCUAGUCUCUCUGCGCCUGCCUCGCUGGAAGCACCGACAUCGGCAGCGGCAACCGAGACGGAGAUGCUGGCAAAUGCACCGAGGAGGAUAGCAGUGACCUUGCGUCUCGAGGACCCGGGUCUGCCGCACGUCCGCGGCGUGGUUGUGCGCGUGGGACAGUAUUGUCAGGGGAUCUUGAUGGAGGGGAGCAAUGUUACGAUUGAGCGGUGGGAAUUUUUUGGUGCUGGUGAUGCGGAUAUGAACAUGGAGACAGAUACCCAAGGAGAAAGCCAUCUCCAUGUCAACAACGGCACCAACAAUACCAAGGAAAAUCAAGCAAAACGCGAGCAUGAUGGGGAGGCAGAGGAAGAGGAAGUAGUUGAGCAAGGGUGGAAGAGGACGGCUAGGAUUGGUGUGGGCUAUCUUCCUUGCUCUACGACGUUUAGGCCCAGAGUGCUGUGUGUGGGCGCGGUGGUGGGGGUAAGGGGUUCUGCGUGGGUGGUUGAGGAAGUUUGGGAGUGGUAG
Plenodomus lingam JN3 is the source of this 1272-nucleotide messenger RNA. RefSeq lists its product as uncharacterized. NCBI's taxonomy places the organism in Eukaryota, Fungi, Ascomycota, Dothideomycetes, Pleosporales, Leptosphaeriaceae. The record is from RefSeq and is a predicted model, not a curated record.